Molecule: messenger RNA, 2319 nt
Organism: Herpailurus yagouaroundi (jaguarundi)
Lineage: Eukaryota; Metazoa; Chordata; Mammalia; Carnivora; Felidae
Gene: BKGD
Product: chromosome unknown C11orf54 homolog
Exons: 9
Coding region: 334-1281 (315 amino acids)
Cellular component (GO): nucleus
Molecular function (GO): zinc ion binding; hydrolase activity, acting on ester bonds
Source: RefSeq, a predicted model, not a curated record
AGACUGUUCAGGUUAAUAAUUAAUGAGAUGUUCCAUUAACAAUUUUAAUGAGAAUCUGAAUAGUGCUCUUAGAAACACCCUUAAGAAUGUUACCAGCAUUGUUUAUUGCAGUUGGCCUAGAGCGGGAUCCCCUGCCCACCUUACAUUAUUUUUGCUUGGGUUUUAGGGUUUUUUUUUUUCCCCUUCAUUUUAUUUACCUCCCUCUGCUUGCAUGCUUCAUCACCUCACCUGAACUCUUAAGAACAACAGCUGUUCAUGCUUCGUUUACGGGGAACUCUUGUGAUCAUUAACCUCCCAUAGCUUUACGUGUACAUCCUUGCAUCUCAAGAAGAAAUGGCUUGCGCUGAGUAUUCUUUUCACGUGCCAAGUCUUGAGGAGCUUGUUGGAGUUCUGCAGAAGGGCCUCAAAGAUAACUUUGCUGAUGUCCACGUGUCUGUGGUCGAUUGCCCUGAUUUGACUAAGGAGCCAUUUACCUUUCCUGUAAAAGGCAUCUGUGGGAAAACUAGAAUUGCAGAAGUAGGAGGUGUGCCUUACUUAUUGCCUCUUGCAAAUAAAGAAAAAGUUUAUGAUGUAAAUAAGAUUGCAAAAGACAUUAAGCUUCCUGGAGCUUUUAUUCUUGGAGCAGGAGCAGGCCCAUUUCAGACUGUUGGGUUCAACUGUGAGUUUAUGCCAAUUAUUCAAACAGAAAGUGAACACAAAUCUCCAGUAAAUGGAAGUUACUUUGCCCAUGUUAACCCUGCAGAUGGAGGGUGCCUGCUCGAGAAAUACAGUGAGAAAUAUCACGAUUUUGGGUGUGCGUUACUGGCUAAUCUUUUUGCCAGUGAGGGCCAACCUGGAAAGGUCAUUGAGGUGAAAGCCAAAAGAAGAACUGGAAAACUUAACUUUGUGACUUGUAUGAGACAGACUCUUGAAAAACAUUAUGGAGAUAAGCCUGUAGGGAUGGGAGGUACUUUCGUAAUUCAGAAGGGAAAAGCGAAGACUCACAUAAUGCCCACAGAAUUUUCUUCCUGCCCUUUGAACUCUGAUGAGGAGGUGAAUAAAUGGUUGCACUUUUAUGAGAUGAAAGCUCCUUUGGUUUGUCUGCCAGUUUUUGUCUCCAGAGACCCAGGGUUUGAUUUGCGAUUGGAGCACACCCAUUGUUUCAGUCAUCAUGGAGAAGGUGGACACUACCAUUAUGACACUACCCCAGACACAGUGGAAUAUCUUGGAUACUUCUUGCCUGCAGAGUUUCUGUAUCGCAUUGAUCAACCCAAAGAGACCCAUUCAAUUGGGCGAGAUUAAAUCAAAUGAAAAAGAAAUAAUUAAGGUUAAGUAAUCAACUCAUUGAUUGAUACUAAUAUAAAAUCCAAUAGAAAUGAUCUCACGACUUAAAUCCCAUUGUUUUGGCCAUUAACUGAAAGGUACGUUGACCUCUGUACUCUGUAUUAUCUGAUAUAUCUUAGAGAUUAUUGGGAACAAACAUACAUAAUGAAAAAGGUUCAUUUUUUUAUUCUUUAUUCACAGCAAAAUCAGUCUUAUGUUUAUAUCUUAAAUAUAACAUGAUCAGGAAUCACGUGAUUAUACCUACUAUCUACUGGUAAUAACUUACAUUUGUAUAACAUUAUUAAGUUUUUCAAAAUACUCUCACAAGUCCUAAGUGGAUGUUUCUGGGUAUUAGAAAAAUCAGUGUUGCAAAUGCUGAUAGUUAUUGAAUCUGUAGUAUUAAAUUUUAAAAAUCCAUUUCAGAAAUCAGAGUAUACUUUUUUAUUUUCGUGGAAUAAGAUGGGCAGAGGAAGCAAGUUUCCCCCUUUUGGUGGGGUUGAACCAUACUCAGGAGUUCGCAAUUUGACUUUCACAAACAUUGGCAACUAGGUGGUUAGCCAUGAUGCCUCCUUUGUUUGGGUUGCCAGUUGGAAGCAAUUUGUAUCUUGUUGGCUAUUUGCCAGAAGGAAAGGGAAAAGAAACAUCCAAAUACAACACUGAAGUGGGUAUACUUUAAUUUAUAAGUGAGGCCGUUGGUACACAUGACACUGUCCUUUGUGAAAUAAAAAAUUAUACUCUUUUACUGAUUGAAAUUGUUGGCAUUAUCCUCAGUAUUCUUCUUUAAUAAUCAUUAGCCAGAAAUCAACUGUCUAAUCGUAAUCUUGCUAAUGCUAAGCAUGUGCAGAUUUAGGAGCUCUUUAAUAGCAAACACAUACUAAAUCUUCAAAAAAUAUUUUUUGAUUGUCUUCUUUGAAUGUUACCUAUAACCUGUCCUGUGAGUAGAAAUUUGUAAAUGUUAUUUUUACAAGAAGCACUAGUUUGAAGCAAAAAAUGAAUAAAAAGUUUAUAGUCACAGUA